Molecule: messenger RNA, 2524 nt
Organism: Monomorium pharaonis (pharaoh ant)
Lineage: Eukaryota; Metazoa; Arthropoda; Insecta; Hymenoptera; Formicidae
Product: isthmin
Exons: 4
Coding region: 933-1901 (322 amino acids)
Source: RefSeq, a predicted model, not a curated record
UAAAACGGAAUUAACUCUCAUCAUAGACCUGGGAAAAAAGGGGGAAAUGAAAAUAAUUGCUCCCUCCACUUGGGUGCGCGCCGCUGUACCAUCUUGGUACGCCUCGCCAUUAAUUGCGCGCGCACCGAAUCGGGUUUUUAUCUCGAGAUUUUUUUUUUCUAGAAGAAGGGAAACGUAAAUGAGCAAAAUUGCGAAAUAAGUGGCAGGAGAGUUCCGGCGGCCCCGCGUCCAUAAUUAAGGGUUGAGAGAGGCAGUCGGCCGUACGUCAUCCGCAACCCGACGGUGUCCCGUGGUGUCAACCCAGGGCUGUCGGGCUAGGCUCUGCGUGUUCCGUUCUCUCUCUCCCUCUCCCUCUCUCUCUAUCUCUCUCUCUCUCUCUCUCCUCUUCUCUCCUCUCCUCCCCAUUUCCCUCCUCUCACCAUCAUCCUUGCCUCUGUUCAUCGCCGGCUGUUACGGACACUUCACCGGCUGUGGUUCACAACUAUGCGCUGCCUAGCGCGGUAGGCCUUUGAACGUCUGCGCGCCCACCUUUCUCCCCCCGUUCUUCCCGAUCUUUCCGAACCCUCUGCGGCUCUUAGUUUCUUUUGCCUAUCGUCCGUCCGUCUUACAUCACGCGUCAUCGGUCGGUCGCUCGUUUACCCGCGCACUCACGACUGGUAAACAAAACCAGGUCGGACGGCGGAUCUCUUUGAGGAGACGUCAUCGGAGUGACGACGUCGAACGGAGAAACGGAGGAAAAAAAAAAAGAUGGGCCGUUGUCACGAGAUCGCGUCCCGAUGGUAACGAACGGCGAGAUUUAUCGCGUAUUUGGGUGUAUCGAUUGUGUGCGGCGGGCUAGUUAUGUUCAAAACGUCGGGCACAGCUGAUUGUGAGAAGUGGUACGCCGCCGCCGAGAUCCCGUCGAGAUCGGAGAAGGAACCCAGAGCGACAAGAUGAGAGCGCCGCUCGUGAUUUGCGUCGCGGCGGUUUUUUACCCGAUUUUCGUCGCCGUGAUGGCCUCGCGCGAUGGCGACCGCGAAAUACAAAAUUCCAUGACGACGCAGGAUGUCGAAUGUAGGGCAGAUUGUACGAGAUCGCGCGAUGAAGCCUCGAUGACGCCCGACGAAGAGGCCAACGAUUACGAACGCGCGAGGAGCGUUUAUCCUUCGCGGGUCAAACGUACCAAAAAUCCGCAUCGCUCUCGCGCGAGGUCGAACGCGAGAAACUCAACGAGAUCGAGGCACUCGAAAGGCAAUGCGAAUAAUGCGUUUCGCGAUGCUCCCCACGGAGGAGGGCUGGAGCCUCUCCUGUUGAAAUUAAUCGAAGCGCUGGAGAACAAUUCCAGAACGGACGACGAGCCCGAGCCCAUGUUGAACUCGAGUGCCGUCAACGACACCAGCAGCUUCGACGACGUGGAUCGUUGCCAGAAGUGGCUGGACAACUGGCACAAGAUCGAGAGGGCGUUUCCGGGAUCCGUCGACAACCUGCCGGCGUGUCCCUGCACGUAUCCGAACAACGUCUUCUACAACAACGAGAUCUGGGAUAAGAGGCGGCAGAAGAACUUUCGAUGGCGCGACGUGAGCCACGAGAAGGAUCGGCUCGCGAUCUACAAACCGGGCGCCACUUACUGCGUGCAGACCCUACCGUCCCACGAAAGCGAGAGCGCCAUCGUGCAACACUGUUGUUACGACGAGAAAAGAAAGCUGCUGACCCGCGGUUCCGGCGCCGGCACGCCGUACAUCGUCAGUCCGGAUAUCUCGGAGCUGUUGCACGACAAGAUCGACCUGUUGCCCUGGCGGCUUUGCAAGGGUGACUUCACGAGGUACAAUGAAGUGAGAAUACCGAAUAAUGGCAAUAACUGCAAGACGAAUCCGGAUAACGAGGAGUAUCAACAUCAAGUAGAAAAUGCGAAAAAUUAUUGAGACACGACGGUAUCGCAAUUGUACCGAAAAAAACCAAUUUAUCUAAUUUCCACUUCAAUUGUGUUCCCAACAGAGAAUAGUCUAACAAUUUAUAUUUAUUUCCUACUAUAUCUUUGUAUAUUUUUAAACAUCCUAGUUUUAUAUCGACACAUUACAUUGAAAAGAUUAUUUAAGAAUACCGUGUGCUGUUGGUCACAUAAGAAAAUUAUCCUUUUUUUAUUUAGUGUGAUAUAUUCUUCACUGUGUGUAUAAUAUUAAUAUUAUAAUAAUUACUAUUUAAUUAAUCGAAGAAUUAUUUAAUUAUGAAUUAUGAAAGAAUGAAAAAAAAAAUUAUGUGCAAUAUCACACGGUGUUCCACGCAUCAUUCGUUUAUAAUAGAUCUUUAAGAAAACGGCUAAUACCUAACAAAAGGUAGAAAUAAAUAAAAUCUUUAAGUUACAUAACUAAAUCACAAUGCCACGUUUAAUUAUGAAUCAUAUAUUUUUUAUCGAGCUCUUUCUUGAUGCUAUACUUUUCAAUUAAUGUCGUAUUCUUUUACAGAGCUUAAGUAGUACAAAUUAUAUUACUUUUGUUACUUCUCUUCUAACAUAUCAGUAAUUAAAAAAUUAAUAUUUAUAUUAACA